AUGUCUCGAUACACCGCCAGCUACGCUACGCCGAAGGGCCCUGGUGAUGCUCGCCCUACAGCCCUUCAGAUCAUCGAAGACGAAGGUCGUAUUGGCCAGCUCACAGGCAAAGUCGCCCUCGUCACCGGUGCCAACUCUGGUAUUGGUCUUGAAACAGCCCGCGCGCUCCACGCUGCCGGCGUGACCCUGUAUAUCACUGCGAGGGACACGGCCAAGGCUGAGAAAGCCAUCGAAGCCAUCAAGAAGGAUUCCAGCGCCAGCAGCGACGCACCCAUCAAGGCGAUCACCCUGCGCUUGGACUCUCUCAGCUCGGUGCGCAGCGCAGCCAAAGCUUUCCUUGACCAGAGCGACAAGCUCAACCUUCUUAUCCUCAAUGCCGGCAUCAUGUGCACUCCUGAUGAGAAGACCGAAGAUGGAUUCGAGCUGCAGUUCGGCACAAACUAUCUGGGCCACUUCCUGUUGUUCCAGCUGCUGAAGCCUGCCCUGCUUGCCGGGACCUCACCCGAUUUCCACUCCCGUGUCGUUUCCGUCUCCUCCAUUGCCCACAACGAUAGUGGCAUCCGCUUCGAGGAUAUCAACUUUGAGAAGACGCCGCACAACCCGUGGCUCGCGUAUGGACAGUCAAAGACGGCCAACAUCUACCUCGCUAAUGAGAUUGAACGUCGCUUCAGCUCCAAGGGGCUGCACGCUCUCUCUCUUCACCCCGGCGUCAUCUUCACCAAUCUGACCAACCACAUGGAUACGACAGAAUGGGUAGCCUCCAUGACCGACGAGGCCAAGGCCGAACUCAAGAGCGCACCUCAAGGAGCUGCCACAACAAUCUACGCCGCUGUCAGCAAGGAGUGGGAGGGUCGCGGCGGCAAGUAUCUGAACAACUGCGCCGUUGACCCGCUCAUUCCUUCUGGAAAGACCUGGCAGGAGGGCGCAAGUGGCCACGCGGCUUGGGCGUACGAUGUGGAGAGCGCAAAGAAGCUUUGGGACAUUGGAAACGAGAUGAUAGGUUUCAAGGAAGAGUAG
Messenger RNA from Verticillium nonalfalfae, 1017 nucleotides. RefSeq lists its product as uncharacterized. The coding region runs from base 1 to 1017 and encodes 338 amino acids. The record is from RefSeq and is a predicted model, not a curated record. The transcript has a single exon. Lineage: Eukaryota; Fungi; Ascomycota; Sordariomycetes; Glomerellales; Plectosphaerellaceae.